Molecule: messenger RNA, 2292 nt
Organism: Colletotrichum chrysophilum
Lineage: Eukaryota; Fungi; Ascomycota; Sordariomycetes; Glomerellales; Glomerellaceae
Product: Xyloglucanase
Exons: 2
Coding region: 1-2292 (763 amino acids)
Biological process (GO): xyloglucan metabolic process
Molecular function (GO): protein binding
Source: RefSeq, a predicted model, not a curated record
AUGAGAGGCGCCGGACUCAUCCUGGCGGCGGCGGCAUCCGCCCGCGCCGCCUGCGAUUGGAAGAACGUCCACACCGGAGGCGGUGGUGGCUUCGUCCCGUCCAUCCAAUUCCACCCGACCGAGAAGGGCGUCGCUUUCGCCCGUACCGACAUUGGUGGUCUCUACCGCCUCAACGACGACGAGUCUUGGACUCCCGUGACCGACGCGAACGGCUUUGCGCACGAUGGCAACUGGAACCGAUGGGGCAUUGACGCGCUGGCCCUGGACCCUUCCGAUGCGAACAAGGUGUAUAUCGCGGCGGGCAUGGACCCCAAUAACGGAACCAUCGCCCGCAGCUCCGACAAGGGCGAGACGUGGGAGGUGACCACGCUCCCCUUCAAGGUCGGCGGCAACAUGCCUGGACGCGGCAUGGGUGAGCGUCUCGCUGUCGACCCCAAGAACUCUCAGAUCCUCUACUUCGGUGCCCGCAGCGGCAAGGGCUUGUGGAAGUCUACCGACGGUGGCGCGACUUUCGCUAAGGUCUCUUCUUUCGAGGCCGUUGGCACUUACCGUCCCGGUGCCGAGACGGAUGCCUACAACGGCGAUCGUCAGGGUCUGACCUUCGUCACCUUCGAUGAGACCUCCGAGGCUGUCAACGGGGCCACCUCCCGCAUCUUCGUUGGUACCGCCGACAACACCACUGCCUCCGUCUACGUCAGCACCGACGCCGGUGCUACCUGGGGACCUGUUGCCGACCAGCCUGCCAAGUUCUUCCCCCACAAGGCCAAACUUUCUGUCGCCGAGAAGGUCAUCUACUUCACCUACUCUGAUGGCUCUGGCCCGUAUGAUGGUACUCAGGGUGCCGUCUACAGAUACGACCUCACCUCCGGCAAGUGGACUGACAUUACUCCUACCUCCGGCACCGACCUCUUCUACGGCUUCGGCGGUAUUGCCGUCGAUGCGCAGAAGCCCGGCACCAUCGUCGUGGCUACCCUCAACAGCUGGUACCCCGACGCUCAGCUUUUCCGCUCCACUGACUCCGGCGCGACCUGGAAGAAGAUCUGGAAUUGGGGAGCUGACGGCAAGGUUGCGCCUCAGUACACCAUCGGCGCCAAGAACGCCCCCUGGAUCAAGACCAACUUCCUCGACGUCGACACCAAGAAGCUUGGCUGGAUGAUUGAGUCCCUCGAGAUCGACCCCCACGACAGCGAUAGAUGGAUGUACGGCACCGGCGUCACCAUUUACGGCGGGCACGACUUGACCAACUGGGACAAGAACCAGACCAUCACCAUCGAGAGUCUCGCUUCUGGUAUUGAGGAGAUGGCUGUCUCGUCCCUGGCUUCUGCCCCCGGCGGCUCCGAGUUGCUCUUUGCCACUCUCGACAACAAUGGUUUCACCUACGACUCCGUCGCUGAUCUCAGCAAGGCUCCUCAGACUGCCUGGACCCACCCUUGGUGGUCUAGCAGUGUCUCUGUCGACUUCGCCGGCAACGACGUUACCAAGGUUGUUCGCAUCGGUAAGGCCACCGGCACUCCUCAGCUCGCUCUUAGCAGCGAUGGUGGUGCGACCUGGGCUGUCAACAACGCCACUGGCACCACUGCCGCUGAUGGUACCGUUGCCUACUCUGCUGAUGGCGACGUUAUCCUUUGGUCUACUCUCAACGAGGGCGUCCUUGCCUCUCGCAACCAGGGCAAGCUCGAGAACGUCACUUUGCCUGCCAGCAGCGUUAUCGCCAGUGACAAGAAGGCCGCCGGCGUCUUCUAUGCCGGGUCCAAGUCCACCUUCUACGUCUCCACCGACGGUGCCGCCACCUUCACCAAGGCUCCUCUCGGUAACGUCACCGAGAUCCGUCACAUCGCUGCCCACCCCACCCAGGCCGGCGAGAUCUGGGUUUCCACCGAUGCCGGUAUCUUCCACAGCACCGACUCCGGAAAGACCUUCUCCGUCCUGUCUUCCAGCCCCUCCAACGCCCACGCCGUUUCCGUCGGCAAGGGUGACGGCACCGCCUGGAACCUUUACGUCUUUGGCAACGGCUCCGAGGGCAAGAAGCUGUACGGCAGCGCUGAUGGUGGUGCCACCUGGGUCGACAUCCAGGGCUCCUACAGCUUUGGUGCGAUUGACGGCGCUGCUCUUGUUGGUUCCGCCAACGAGGCCAACGUUGUCUAUGUUGGUACCAACGGCCGCGGUGUCAUGCACAGCUCGUGCCCGAUCUCCAACUCUACUGCUGCGCCUGCUGCUUCCCCUGCCAGGAGACAGCUUCGCAGCCGUCCCAUGAGAUUUGGAAGGGCCAUCCACAACAAGCACAUGCACUAG